UGGACUGCCCGGCAGGCAAGGAGAACCGUGACGGGGAAGACUUCUGCUCCCCCUGUCACAUCGGCUACUACAAGGACACUGAGGGGUCCACUCUCUGUGAACCGUGCGCCAUCUUUGACUCGAACCAGAUCCUCAUCUCGCCACAGGAGGGCGCCACGAGCGUCACCCAAUGCAAUAAGUUGGUCUGUCUCCCCGGCUACCACCCACAAGCGGCCCGCUGCGAGCCCUGUGACUAUGGCUUCUAUCAGCCGGACCGCUGGCAGGACGCCUGUAUACAGUGCCCGAACGGAACCACCACAUACCAGAAGGCAGCGGAUGACCCUGCGGCGCUGUCGGACAACGAGAAGGACACGAUCAUCAUCGCGGUCAUCACCACGCUCGUCGGACUCCUCUUCCUCAUCCUGCUCCUCGUCUGCAUCUGUGUCAUGGCCAGACGCAAACAAAGUAAUGGCAAGACGGCCUACACCUCGGAGUAUGACGAGCGAGCUAGCAUGGCCAGUCGCUCUCUCAAAGGUUUCGAGGACUACCCGACAUUCGCUGUGAACCCAGCCUUCUCCAACAAACCGCCGUCAAUUGUGGGAGGGCCUAGCAUGUCUCUGCCGGCUCACUCACUCAAGAUGUUCCAUAACCCCACCUAUAAUGGAGACGAAAGCAGCGACCCUGCUAUUUACAGAGCCUAACUACAGGAGAGGCCGGAGCACACACAGACAGACACACAGACAGACAGACUGACAGACACACAGACAGACAGACAGACAGACACACAGGCACACAGACAGACAGACAGACAGACAGACAGACAGACAGACAGACAGAAGUUUUGAGCUUCUAGUGUUGGGCAGAAUCAAAAGACAGACUUUAUUUUCAUGUGUCAGGCAGGUCAGGAGAGGCAUGUGCUCUGUUGGCAGAUUUUGGUUUAAUUAAGAAGAAAAUAGAUGGCACCUGCAACGUAUGUUCUAUUUAUAUACCGGUAGGUCAAAGAUGUACAGAAGGAGGUGAGAAGUGAUACUAGAGAGUGAAAUACAAAGAGAAGAGGGAGGAGAGAUGAGGGCGAUAGAUGUUUGAUAGGAAAGAAGGAGGAGAGAUAAGGACGAUAGAUGUUUGAUAGGAAA
Messenger RNA from Aplysia californica (California sea hare), 1112 nucleotides. Its product is annotated as sushi, von Willebrand factor type A, EGF and pentraxin domain-containing protein 1. Lineage: Eukaryota; Metazoa; Mollusca; Gastropoda; Aplysiida; Aplysiidae. The record is from RefSeq and is a predicted model, not a curated record.